AGUGUUGAACUGUCUUCCGAGACAGUAAGACGUGCCGCUGCAGUUGCUCUCUAUCCCACUGCUUUGAUGUGAAUUUGUGAUCCGUCGUGUGCAGUACAGCAAAUUUGUUGUUUUUAAGUAAACCGUUCGUUUCAACGUGCGUGAAUUUUGGUCUCCAUAUUUUAUUACGAUUGUGCUGUGUUAAGUGUAUGAGCUAGUGUCUUUCUCUCUCUUGUAUGUGUAUACUGAAAAUUGGACGAAAUAUUUGCUGAUUGAGCCAUAAAUUGGGCCGUUUGAGGCGGCAGCCUCGACAAAAAACAAAUCCACUUGGCAAUCUAAGGAGUUGGAAAACGACUUGGCAACUAAAGUGAACGUGUUUACGAUACAUACGAAUCGCAACGUUUAUCGACGUGCCUAUGAAUUUGUUCAUUAAUUAAAUGGUUUUCAUGAAUGGCAUCGAUUUAAACCCUCUGCACCACAAAGAAGCGGAGGGCCCUCCCGUUCAAAUCGAACCAGUUGAUCUCAGUCUACAAGCUCGCGGUGAAACACGUCAGGAGAGCAGCGUCAACUAUUUUUCAGAGAAUCGCUUGCGGUGGCCAUGUCGAAAUGCUGUAGCUAAAGGAUCAGCAUCGUCAAGUGUCGAUCUGAAUGUUGGCGAUAAUCAUCAUUUUUCCAUUGAUUUUAGUGCGGAUUGUUCAUUGGGAUGGUCAUCGGCUGAAAACCAGAAUGCAGUACUGAAACGGCCAUUAAGGCAUGAUCUCGCCGAAAAUGUAACCCAUUCACCAAAUCGAUGGAGCAUUUCGACCAUAUCGCAUAUCCCAUUUGCGCAGCACGCUCAUUCACAAUUUUCAGCAGCAGUAACACCGAAACACAAACACAGACAAACCAAUUCACUGAAUCAACCGCACAAACUUGUGACUCGGCUGCGAAACGAUGACAAAAUCACAACAUUGAAUCCAGAUGUUGAUUACGAACGUAUACCAGCACCGGUCUAUCAUCGUCUUAAAAGCAAUAUAUCAUCGAAUGAUACGAAAGUGAGCCGCAAAUGCCAUCGAUGCGACGAAAUCGGAUGCAAUAAAAUUUACACGAAAAGCUCACACCUCAAGGCGCAUAAACGAACGCACACAGGUGAAAAACCGUAUGUUUGCACAUGGAAAGGUUGUUCAUGGCGUUUCGCACGAUCCGAUGAGUUGACACGACACUUUCGAAAGCACACCGGCAUCAAACCGUUUCGAUGCCGACUUUGUAUGCGUUCGUUUAGCCGCUCCGAUCAUCUGCUACUGCACAGCCGGCGUCAUUGAUUGAGGAAUUCGUGUUUAAUUUUACUAUCGAAGUCUCUUAAAAUAAGUUAGAUCCCUGAAUCGUUUUCUACAAGCACCAUUUCCACGGCGACUUUUUUCUUUUUCGAUUUAAUUUCCUUUUUAUUUUUAUUUUAAUGACUUAGUGUGAUUUUAAUGGCCAUUUUAGUUAGAGACACAUUAAGUAUCGAAUAGUUGUGUUUGGACUAUCCACAUAUACACAUACAUGCACAGAAACCGAAGAGAAAAUCGGAAACUGAUUUGGUUUUUCGAAAUCGAAUCAUGUUUCGCUUUGAUGUAAAUUACUUUUAUUCAUUGCUUUUCGCAAUCUCAAUUCGUCAUAUUAGGAAAUUUGAGGGGAAUCUUUGACAAAAUUUUAACAAAAAUCAAUAUGUCAACGAAUUUAUUUUUUAUUCAUUUAUUUCUCUCUCGUGAAUCGAUUAGGCUAGAAAUGAUUUGUGGUAAUAGCUACUGAACAAUAUCUACCACUCGCUAAAUAUCGCUCUAUCAGACUGCCUUGAUAAAAUUCGUUCACCAGCUAUUGCCGCAAAGCAUUGGUUCGGUUCAAUUCGAUUCACUUCGAAAAAGCAAGAAACAAAUAACGUAAGCACCGUCCUUAGAAACAGAAAAAAACUCAUACUUUGAAAUACGAAUCCAGUUUUUCCCGAUCGAAUUAACGGCAAAAUUGAUAUUUUCAUCGCUCUGGAAGAAGUACAUCAAAUGCAACACAACCAAAACCAACAGCGGAUGCCAGUGUAAAGCCAGUGUUUUUAUUUUUUUUUACUUAUUCUUUUAAGAUUAGGAAAAUCCAUUAAAAAAUAAUUUUUAACUAAGAAUCGAAAUUAGUUGGAUAAUUUGACGAUUCUUAUUUCCAUUAUUAAUUUAUCGUUCAAUCUAUCUAGUAAAUAAGUAUGUUUAUGAUUAUCAUUAUUAUCAAAAAUGACAGUUGAAUUUUUGGCCAAACUCUCUCGAUUGACAAUCAAUAUGAGGCUGUUUUUUGGGCAUUCUUUUUAUAAAUACAGUUUUUUUCAUGAAAA
Molecule: messenger RNA, 2314 nt
Organism: Sitodiplosis mosellana (orange wheat blossom midge)
Lineage: Eukaryota; Metazoa; Arthropoda; Insecta; Diptera; Cecidomyiidae
Product: Krueppel-like factor 5
Exons: 8
Coding region: 417-1280 (287 amino acids)
Biological process (GO): regulation of transcription by RNA polymerase II
Molecular function (GO): RNA polymerase II cis-regulatory region sequence-specific DNA binding; DNA-binding transcription factor activity, RNA polymerase II-specific
Source: RefSeq, a predicted model, not a curated record